Messenger RNA from Ceutorhynchus assimilis (cabbage seed weevil), 2272 nucleotides. Lineage: Eukaryota; Metazoa; Arthropoda; Insecta; Coleoptera; Curculionidae. The record is from the annotation of a GenBank genome assembly.
GUAGGCCAGGCCGGCUCCUCUGCUGCCACUGCUGGCUAUAGGCAGUUUUCGUGAUAUGAUACACAAGCGCAUCGUUUGUUUGUGAAAAAGCCGCUCAAUUUUCAACGGUUUCUCUAUGCUUUUAGUUGACGGACGAUCCUGAAAAGUGGUUUAAUCGAUCCGCAACUUUAGUGUGCAACCGUAGUGCUCAAUUCGGAGGCAAUUCAACACGGAUUUAACACUUUAAAACAGAAUUCAAAAUGGACUAUCCAACUUCACGAAAUCGUGAACGAAUUCUCGAGGCGAUCGACCAGCUGCGAAACCGCAAAGCACGACCAGAUAUCGCUAGGAUCUGCAACUAUUUGUUUCGUCGAUUCCACGUGAAUUCCGCGGAAGCUAGGGCCGAUCUGGAAUGGUGCGUCGCCAACAAUAUAGUCCUAAAGGUCGAGUACAAGGGCAAUAUCAGCUACAGGAAUGCGGCUAAAAAAUGGGCACAAAUUCGUAAGCGCGAAGCGCAACAGACCACUCACAAGGGCAGAAAUGCUCUAAGCAAACUAGCGAUUAGCAGAAAUUUUAUGGAAAUGUUAACAAAUAUAUUUGGGGAGCUUGUGAUGCAGGAACCGGAUUAUUUGGAAAUCGGGGUACCGCCUACAGAAAUCAUGACACACAUUUUAUCAAAGGACAGCGUACGCUAUACGCGAAAUUACGUUGCUAUAUUACUGGUUAAAGAAGUCGAGAGGGGAAAUUUGAUUAAAUUGGAAAAUGGUAACUUUCUGCUUGGCCCAUGCGAUGCGAAACUAAAGCCUAAACGCAAGCGAGCGAAGUCAGGAAGUAGCAAACCGCUCGUUCAAAUUGACACAGGAGCUGGUCAAAAUGCGGUCAAACCGAAAAAGAGGAUGAUUGCCAAGAUGCAAGCUGCAGCUCAUCAACAGGAGGUGAAAAUGGAUAAACAAGAAAAUAUGGAUUCUGGCGACGAGGGAAAACGAUCUGAGAGCGAAGGUCAGCGAUCCGGACGACGCAAGAAAGCAAAAAAGGUAUUCGAUCCGUCCGACAUACAAAUCCCAAAAAAACGUGGCAGACCAGGCACCCCAUCAACCAGGAAUACUUUCAAUAAAAAACCAAAAGCCGAUGAAGACUCUAGAGCUGAUUCCCUCUCAUCUGCUGGAUCUUCUAAAGAUCAAGGUGGAGUUUGUUCUGUAUGCCACACUCAGAGUAAAAGGGGGCCACAUGAUAGGAUGGUAGGCUGUAGGGAAUGCAGCAAUAAAGCUCAUUAUGAGUGCCUCAAUAGCGAUGACAUGAUGCAAAAAUUGAAUCCAAAUAACUCCUGGACGUGUCCACAUUGCAAAACGUGUGUUACAUGUUUUGAAACAUCAAAGGCGAGAAAUUUGAUUGUGUGCGCAGUUUGUGCUGAUGCCUACCAUGCUACUUGCCACCAACCCGAAAUCACCGAAAAGCUUGAGAAAGGACAAAAAUGGUUGUGCAAUAAUUGCCAAGCAACUGAAGAAAUGAGACCCGAUGCUGUUCAAGCUAAUAUUGGCGAGUCUUUUAACUUCAAAAUAACAAACACCAAAGAAAAUGUCAAAGACACUGAUGUAUCACCAGGUUUGCAAUUGAAAAUUCGUCCAAAAUCCUUUUUGCCCAACAAUAAUCCACCAAAUAUUCCUUUACCUCCAGUAUUAAGUUCCCAUCCCAAAUCAAAAUCUCCCAAAAGAAAAUCAAAAUCUCCCAAAAGAGAACCAAAGUCUCCCAAAAGAGAACCAAAGUCUCCCAAAAAAGAACCACAAUCUGAUUCAAUCAGCGACAAGGAUUCAGAUAAUGAAAAUGCAAAUUCUGAUAGGCACAGUGAAAGUGGAAGUCCAGAAAUACCGAUUCGAAAUCCAGGUCCAGAGAUAGAUCCUUCCAUACCAGAUGCUAGGAAUUGGACACCCCAUGAUCUUUAUCAAUACUUUAGACAAUUUCUAAAGGAAGAUGAAGCUAAAGUUUUCAAGGAACAGGAUAUCGAUGGUCGUAGCUUUCUUCUGAUGAGAAGAAUCGACGUUUUGACCAAAUUAAAUUUACGGCUUGGUCCAGCACUCAAGGUUUAUCGUCACCUUACAAUGCUUCAAGUGAGAAGAGAUGAUAGAAGUCUUUAUUGGUUGUGAAGACACAGUAUUAUUAUUAUUUUUGUAAAUUUAGAAUGGCUGUUUUGUUUAUUGGGUCUGAAAUAAAAAACCUUUGCAAUUUUGUAGUGAUUUACCAGUUCUAUUUUGUAUUAUUAAACAAAUUGAAACUUGUUGAGUUGUUAAUAUUUUUC